This is a messenger RNA of Adelges cooleyi (spruce gall adelgid), 2170 nucleotides long. RefSeq names its product E3 ubiquitin-protein ligase MYLIP-like. Gene Ontology annotation, molecular function: ubiquitin-protein transferase activity. The transcript is spliced from 6 exons. The record is from RefSeq and is a predicted model, not a curated record. Bases 423 to 1724 code for a protein of 433 amino acids. Gene Ontology annotation, biological process: ubiquitin-dependent protein catabolic process. Gene Ontology annotation, cellular component: cytoskeleton. NCBI's taxonomy places the organism in Eukaryota, Metazoa, Arthropoda, Insecta, Hemiptera, Adelgidae.
GCAGUCGGCGGCCAUCGUAUUCCAGCUGAUCGGUGUAUUUAGGUUUUUUUUUUUUGCACUUUGUUUUUGUUGUGUUUCUUUUCCUCUUGUCACUUUAGUGUUUUUUGUUGUAUUGCAUGUGUCUCACUCGCCCGGGAACUUUCGUCGGUGUUAUCACGGUGUGCCGCAUAUCAUAUCGUCGUUUAUUGUCAACCGCGAGCGAACGUGCGAUACAUGGCACGUUUGAUGUGCACUACAGUCCAGUUCAGAUCGCUGCCCAGUAUUGUAUUGUUAUUAUUAUUGCACAAUCGCAUGUUAUUCCACUGUCGAAUUCGACGCCCAGAUUGCCGUGCUGCCGUUUCCGAUUCUGCUCGCGACGGCCGUACUUGAGAGACGAUUGUCGAAAACAAUAGCGUGGACGAGUGAAAUGACCUACAGUGAAAAUGUGGUGUUUCGUAAGUCAACCCAACGCCGUCGUCAUAGAAGUCAGGCUUGACCAUAAGGCCAAGGGCCUGGAAUGCCUCGAAAAGGUUUGCGAAUGUUUGGGCAUUAAUAAAGAAUGUGACUACUUCGGCUUGCAGUAUAAAACUGUCAAAGGUCAAGAUGUAUGGUUAAAUUUAAGGAACCCAAUUGAAAACCAAAUUAAUGGUGUUCAACCAUACAGAUUUGCACUUAGAGUCAAAUUUUGGGUACCACCACAUUUAUUGUUACAAGACUCUACACGCCAUCAGUUUUAUUUGCAUGCCAAAUUAGAGCUAUGUGAAGGUCGUCUGAAGCCGACCGAUAGUCGGGUCAUAAGUAAAACUAUAGUAUUAUUGGCACAAGCCGAAAUCGGCGAUUGUGAUGAUUUGGUUCAGUCCCAGUUCUAUGGUCAAUGGUGUGAAUACCUCGGUGUAUCUAUGGACGACGAGGAAUCAAUCAGUCGUAUUCAAAAACUUCAAUCGGAUAUAAAGGGUAUGAAGCAAUCUACUGCUGAGUAUUGGCUGAUUAAAGAAGUGUCUAGCUUGGAAAACUUUGGUGAGGAACUGUUCGAAGGAAGGACUGCCACCGGAUCGCCAGUUAUGGUUGGAGUAGGUCCACACGGUAUCAGUCUAGAACAGCCGGAACAGGAAAAACAAGUGAUUCCUUAUACGGCAAUACGGAGUGCAGCUAGUCAUCGUCGAGUGUUCGAGAUGUGGUAUCUGGCCGGCGUUGAGCAUUCGGAAACUCUAUUAGCAUUAAAACUAGAGUCUAGUCUAGGGGCGAACACUCUGUACAGAGCGCUAACAGAAAAGCAUGCGUUCUAUAGUUGCGAAACGGUCAGAGGUGCUGUCACUUCACAAUACAUUAGAGAUCUCAAGGGUACAAUCAUAUCUAUAUUUAAUGAAGAUUCGCCGUUGGGCAAAAAAUAUGUGUUUGACAUACAGCGGACGUGUAGAGAAGUGCAUGAUAAUGCUCGCCGUGCGUUGUAUGACCAGCAAAACAAAGCAACCCCUACCAGUUCAACAGUAGCGUUGAGCGCACCCGAACCUGAACCGUCCAAGUCCCAAGACAGUUACAGGCUCGCUAAACUCAUUGACGCCCUUACAUGUCGUAUUUGCAUGGAUGCUACCAUCGAUCACGUUUUCUUUCCGUGCGGUCACGUUAUCGCGUGCGGUACUUGUGCAAAACGCUGCGACGCUUGCCCGCUAUGUCGAGGAACCAUCGAAGAGUCUAGACAUGUUUUCAUACCGACAUUGGCCGAUUUACCCGGUUUCCACCAUUGAGAAGAUGUGUGGAAAUAUUUGUAUCCUGUUGACAAUGCACUGCCAAAUCGGAUAUGCUCGUCUGUGAUAAUAAUAAAUAUUAUAUACAUAUGUGUAUCAAAACUUCCUAUACUUUCAUACUUAUUUAUUUUUACAAUUUUUGAUUUUAUAAUAUCUUAUGUUUGUUCUUUUUGAAGUAUUAAUAAUUAAAAUGAUGAAAUAUUUCUAUUAAUCUGUCAUUAAUUAUUUUUAUAUUAUGUAUAUCAUACGAAUCUUAAGUUUAUUUUUCAUUACAAACGCCUAUUUUGUGUAUUAAGUUUGUUUUGUAUUACCAGCAAACUAUUAAUAUGAAUGUCAUAGACGACACAAUUGUUCUUUGUUAUUUUUAUUUAAUAUAUUUGUAACGUAUGAUUAAAAUGAAAACUUAAAAACAAAAAUAUUAACAAUUAGAAUAUUAUUAGGUAUAG